Pelobates cultripes (western spadefoot toad) is the source of this 25888-nucleotide messenger RNA. Lineage: Eukaryota; Metazoa; Chordata; Amphibia; Anura; Pelobatidae. The record is from the annotation of a GenBank genome assembly.
AUGCUAUAUAUCUGUAAAUCAGGUGCGAGAUUUACUGUUAUUGUCGCUGAUGGAUGCGGAUUGAGCGCCCGGGGUGGGAGAGCUAAAGGCUCACACGUUUGUCUCCAUUGAAGGGUAGGCUACGCCCCCUGAUAUCCUAUUUUUAUAGCAUUCUAGCUCUAUUACUGGUUUUGGUAUUUACCAACUCGGGAUUAUUUUAAUAAUUUAAUAUAUAACAAUUGUUUCUAUGAUUAAUCAAAUAAAGAUUUAUUCAAUUAUUUUAGGAUGUGGAGCGUGCAAAGGCCACAAUUGUGAAAGGACUGAAUAAUGCAGAAGACGACAUUGAGUUGAAAAUAUACCUCCUUUCUUUAAAAAAUGCCCAGCUUCCCGAAACAAUCGACCUUCUUCUUGACUAUGCAGAGGAUAACUCGGGAGUUGUGUGCAGUACCGCACUCUUAGCUCUAAAAGAUUUUCCAGCAGAGCAUAUCUCUACAGAGGUAGAAAGUAAUACUUGUAUUUGUGCCUCAAAAUAGAUUUUAGUUUAUAGGCUUCAUAGCUAUGUCACAUGAACAGGAAUACACUCAAUAUCAAUUCAUUCAUUAGGUAGUAUAGUACAAUCCUGUGGCCAUCCAAAAUUUCUAGCCAAUGAUAAGGUUAAAGGUACACUCCAAGCACCUUAAUCACUUCAACUUGCAGUAUAGUGCUUAUGGUGCCAGAAGCAACAUGAUUCUGUCCCAGUGGAAUCUGUUAAACCAUUUAAGUACAGUUUGACACAAACCUGGAGUCUACCAGGUAGCACUGAUUUUCCUUCUGAUACUCUCAGCCAGAUGAAUGCCUACAUCAGCAUCCAGCUUCUCCAGCUCUGAGAAGACUAGAAGUACCACAGGUGCCGAGUGGGACCCAAGUGUCAUGGUAGAGUAUAUCUCAUCUCGGAGUAAUUGAACCCAAACUGAAUCCAAUUGAACACAAACUAUACUAAUACUUAGAUGAGGAUAUAUGCGUAUUACCAGGCAUAAUGCUAUUGUGGAAAGGUAAAUAGUGAGAGAGUAACCAUAGACAGUCCAAGGUUAACUUAUACCAUAGAACUGAUAAAACAAUAAGCCAAGGGAUAUCAGAAACUAGGAGAGUCACGAGUAUGCCACGUAAAAAAUCAGAAAUAGCCACAUCACAAUAAAAUUCGCUUUUGGGAUCACAAAGGAACCACAAGAGGGCGAUGUGCUUGAAGACAAGAGGAGUUUAUAUAGUGAUUGGUACCAGAAUAGUGUCCUGUGUCAUUCCCAAGCACUCAGGAUGUGCUUAUAUUUUACCACUUCCUUAUUUUGAUAUAGGGUAUAAAACAUAUAACGCAGGUCUGGAGUGUCUGGUGUCAAAUUUGAUACCAUAAUAAUGCAGGCAUGGAGUAAAGUUCUUCUUCGAAAUUUAAACCAGAGGGGCACAGCUAUAGGGACAAGUGGUGGUCUGCUUCAAUAUAAACAGGUAUGGAGAAGAUCUGCUAGAACUACAGGUAACCUAACACCAGGUAAGUGUCAAACAGGGCUAAAACAGUUUGACAUAUUACCCUGGAGCGGCACCAAACUGCUCAUGGCACUAUAACCAAACCAUUACAGCAGGCUGUGCUGCGUGUCAAUGCUUAUGGUGUUUGGAGUGUUUGUUUAAUAUAGUAUCAUGCUCUUCGGCCCUCCCCUCACUCUACCAAAUGUCUCUCCCAUAUAUCACUUUGUGCACUCUCCUUUUCCUCUUCAAAUUAUUUUGUUCCCCAAUAUUAUAUUAUUCAUUUUUUUCUCCUCUUCUCUAUUAGUUGGUUGUAUUUUUAUGCCUUUGUCCCCUAUAUCCCAUUCUUGACUUCUUUCUAUAUUAAUGUAUUGGUAUGUAUCUGGAAUUACAUAUAUUUGUGCUCACAUGAUAUCUGUCUACACAGCAUCUUUCAGCUGCAUAACCCCCUUCCUCUUUUUCAUUAAUUUAUUCACUUUUAUUAAGUACUUUCUAUAUAACAUUGUAUAUUUUACCAUAGGAGGUGAAGGACACAUUAAAAAACAUUUUCUAUCAAACACAUCAAAAGUACCAUAAAAAAUGUCGACUGAUUGCAGCUGAGAUUUUACUGGCUACAGAUUAUUCACACGCAAACCUGAUUAAGACUUUAUUGAGUGCAAACUCGAUAGACAAGGAAACAACAAAACUACUGCUCUCCAAAAUCCAGAACAGACUGACCUUCAAACAUCCUUUAAUGUAAAUAUACCACAACUCACUGAUAGAGCUCGGCUGGAAAUAACGGAAUAUAUUGAAUGAUGUUCCCACAUAGUGAACUGCUUUAUGUUAUUUUCAUUUUAUAGGAAACCUUCAAAUACCGUUCUGGAAAAUAAAUAUCUAAAUUAUGACGAGUUUUCACAGCCUGGGAGUUCCACCAGCUUCUCUGGACUUCUCACUGGUGAGGACGUUAGAAUUCUAGAUUUAGAACUGCUGUCUGACAAACUGUUUGAAACAAACUACACACGUUUUACAUUUUAUAAAUACACUACAACCCCUGGUAGAACACCCACUUUGCUUUUCUUCAUGUGCUGAGGAAACCUAAACAUGUCUCCUAAACAUAUCCCUGCAUUCACAGAAAACAAAAAUACACACACACAUUGAUGUUAACACUAUACAUACAAGUAUGCACAUGUAUUCACACUGACACCAUAUAUAUUAAUAAACACAUGUGAUUACUAUACUGCUACUAAAAAGUAGCAUUUAAAUGAACAAUGUUCAGGUAAGUUCCUGCCAAAACCCAUUAUCUUCAGUGUUGACUCCAGGUGGAGCAGGUUGAAUCAUCAUAUGACCUGCAAUCCCAGGAAGGCCUCAAUUUGAAUCCCACGCUAUUGUGUCCAUACUCCUAAUGCAUUGUGUCUUCCUAACUCAGAUUGCAAAAAGUACCAGACCGCAGGGUUGUAUUGUCAGAAAUAUGUGUUGCCUAAAGUGCAUUCCACUCCAUUCCACUCCAGUCGGGAGCUGACGUCGGCGGGGGAGGAGAGAUCACCAUUGCUGAGGGAGCCCGACGCUGGAUUAAGGUAAGUAGCUGAAGGGGUUUCAACCACUUCAGCGCCAAGGGAGGGGGACCGUGAGAGUGGGGCACCUUUAGGGCACUGUAGUGUCAGGAAAACAAGUUUGUUUUCCUGACACUAUAGUGAUCCUUCAACCUAAACACCUCUCAUUUACCCCACACUAUGCUAAACACUAGUCCUAAGAUUUUGCCAAUCCUAACCUGAGCCCUGAAACUAGCAGCAACACUAGCAUUGCCCCAAACACUCACCCUAGCACAUUGACCUUGGCCUAAAAACACCAUAUAAAAUUAAAGAUACAUAAUGGUGAAGCAGGUUUUAUGGGAAAUGAAUGCAAUCUUGGGGUUCUAGAAACAUUUAUGAACCUCAAGACCUUUGGACUCGUUGUUUAUUACGAUGUCUCUAAAACUCAUUCAGUGCACAACACAGCAACAUUUCUUGUAAAUUUCUGUUUCUCUGAUGUUCAUUCAUUGUCUAUCUAAAUAAUGUCUUUCUUAAUUCCAGCCACAGAGAAUAUGGUUUCUACUUUUGGCGUGGAUCUCUUGUUCACUGAGACGGGGUUCCUGAAGAAGAGUGUAUCAGACAUUACAUUAUUUGAUCAAGUCCAUCAGAUGAAGGCAAUGCAGGUCAGUUCCAUUCUAAUUGGCACCUUAGACACCGGCUCAUUUAUGUCUGUCAGAUUAUAUGGAUUAGUAAGAAUUUGUCAAGAAUGAGUGAGUGAUUUAAAUUGCAAGUGCUGCUAGUCAAUUAGUAGAGCUUAGAGUAAAAGUUUUAUAGUUUACCAGUAAAGUUUUACUGGGAGCAAAUAAAUGAGAGAAUAGAAUUAUAUAUAGGUGACAAUACCUUGAUGACCACAGCAAUGAGUAUUCAUGCUAUAAAUAGUACAAGGAGAAUUAAACAUUUUAAUCAGGCAUUCAUUUUUUAUUUUUUUUUAAGGCAUACUUUAUAGUUGUGUAUUACGUGAACAAUUCCUGCCUUAUAUUGCCAUAAUCCAUAGUGGCAUUGUGAACCUAGGGGUUAGAGCACUGUCAAAAGAUAUAGUGUACAAAUUAAACUUUAAGUGACAGAAAUUAAUGAUAAAGCUACUCGAUUUUCAUGUAGCGGGGGGUCCUACCGGUUGACGUCGGCGGAGGAUGAGCAGAAAUAGAGCCUGAACCAGUGCCGAGGGACUUAGGUGCUGGAAUCAGGUUGCUAGAAAUGGCCCUAUCCAAUGAUCCACAAUCUCCUAGUCACUAUCUAAAAUAAAGUUCCUACCCCCCUCUCACUAAUAAUAGUGAGGAGUGAGCCAUAAAAUCUAAAAUCUUUAAAAAGAAAUUUGACUUGCCAUCAGUCAGAAGCCUUCUGUCUUCUAAUUCUUUUUUUCAUCCUCAAAAAAGGACAAAUAAAAAUCCAUAGUUCCCAAAGCUACUAAUAAACAAAAAAUGUCACAAUUGCAAAAAACAAACAAAAAACACUGAAUAAUAAAAACCGCACCACAACAAUAAAUAAUCCAUCUUCACCCAUGGAGGGCUCACUGCAGAAUGAGCACUCCUAGCGGGGAGAACCCUUUUACAGCCUUCCCACAAUACAACAGGUAUCGCAAAGCGAGAGAACAUUUCCAAUGCUUUGCAAUAUGACCAGGAGCACUCUGAUUGGUUGGCUAGUAAACCAACCAAUCAGAACUGUUUGACAGUCAAUUCUUGAGAGAAGUGAGACUUGGCUGUCAGAGCACUCUGAUUGGUUAUAAGUAUUGUCCUUGUGUUUUAAUCUCAGCCUUUAAAGGUAUGAAUAAACAAAGAUUUCAAGCAAUAAGGGAGUUAUCUAUAGCUGGCAAUAGACUUCCAUGUUGAGGCAAAUAUCAUAGAGAGAAUGAAGGGAAGGCAUUAAAUGUAGAUAUUCCACAGACCAUGAAAUGGCAUGUAGGUGGUGAUCCUGAGACACAUGACUGAGCUAUGAGCUGGGAUGACGGCUAGAGGCAGUGAAGCAAAAAUGAAAGGAACUAAAGAUGAAGUAUACCGAAUCUUAGGUAAAAAAUAAAAAAUUUAUAGAAAAGUAGUUGGUCAACAAGAGGAAGUUAGUGUACUCUGCAACAAUAAGAUUUCAAAAGAAUAGAUUUUAAAACUUCUUCCACAUUAUUGUCUCCAAGGUUUCUAUAGAAGCACAAGGAUUAGAAUCUCUAAUAGGAGGAGGAUCUGUAGAAGAAAGUGAAGAUGCAGCCAUGGUUGGGAUGUCGGCAACUUUGUUUGAUGUCCAGUUGCGUCCAGUGGUAUUUUUUGAAGGUUACAUGGACCUAAUGUCGAAAGUGUUUUCAAGUAGUGGUGACCCCAUCAGUGUGGUCAAAGGAACUGUGCAGCUCAUUGACUACAAUCAAGUAAGUGAUGCUUGUAGCAUAACAUAUGUUUUAGAAUUACACUUCUUUCUUCAUGCACCCAUAGAUGUGAGUUAAAAGUAGAAAAAGUAGAACAUUUAUUAGAAACACGAUCACAACAAAUAUACAACGUUUCAGCAUCAAGCCUUAAUCAUGUAUAUAAAAACAAGGAGUGGCAUUGAGUGCCACACCAGACUACUACUAUAGAAGAUUUGUCUCCCGCUGGGAGUGAGCACCUGGAGGCCUGUUUUGGCUGAUAUAUGAUGAUGGAUCCAGUUAGUGAACACAAUUUUUGGCUUAUAUGGCUGAUUUGGCAAAUAUAUGGUGAUGGAUUCAGAUAAUGAACACAAGUUUUCAUACAUCCAAGAUGAAGUCCAGAGAAUAGUGGCAACAGUAUCCUGUAACAGUGAGUUCAUACAUAUAAAGAAUGAUGGUAACCUGGCUAAAAACUUGAAAAAGUGAAGAAGCGAUUUGUCAACUUUUCAUUACUUAGCAUUACACUAGUUGAAUAUUUCAAAUGCAAGCGAAUCAUAUGGGGCCUUGGGAUUAUACUGAGAUCUACUUUAUUUGCAGAGAAUGAAGGAUUUUGUAAUUUACCUUCAAAAACAAAUCGUGAGGAUUACAUUUGAACUACAAGAAAUUGAGAAUGCACUUAAAAUGCAACUAACUAUGAAAGCACUGAACAAAAUGAAUGAUACAUUUAAUCUCAAAAUGGAGAAAUGAAAAGAAGAAUAUUGAUGGCAGGAAAAGAGGUUUCUCUAGGAUUUUGAAGUUUCUUUAGGAUGCUAAGGACUAUGAAAACUGAUGGAUGUACAAAUGGAAUAGCUAUGAUUACAAUAGGUGCUUACCCACAAUUAUCAGGAGUGAGAAACCUGUACCACCGCCCAGACAGGAUACUACAUCUGAGAACAUUGACUUGGAGACAUCAGGCGGCCAUCUUUUCACACAUUCACUGUAUAAUGCGUCUUUUUUACAAUUAGGCCAAAACCAGGACGGGGCGAAAGAUAUAUACAUAGGUAUAUAUUUCGUUAGACUCCUUGUAUUUGUUAUACAUGAUUAAGGCUUGACAUCAAAACACUGUAUAUAUGUUGUGUUCCUAUUUCUAAUAAAUCCAAUUUGAGGUUUCCAUCCUGUUAAACUUGUGGAUUUUCAACUUUUGAUUGUCUGUUUGGAGGCUGCGGUCCUUCACACCACAGUGUACCAGGUGGAUCUUGGGUUCACUAUUUAUAUUCCCUUGAGUGCCACACCAGACUACUAUUGAAGACUCAUAUUUGUGAGAUCUGUAUUGUUCUCUGUCAAUAGUAGAGUUUUGUGAUCCUGUGUAUAUAUUAAUAAAGUAAUUUUGCGGUCCACUGGUGGAGGUGCAUGCGUGGAUGACUCUUUCCCGACUCCGUAUACAGAUCUUCAUUGGACGAGGGAUGAGCCAACAUGUAGGGAUUUCUGGGUCUGGUGGCGUGAAUUUAUGCUAUUUAAAUCAGGAGGAAGGAUCAAUUUUAUUUCCUGCACAAGUCUGCAGCAUUAUCAGAUGAUAUGUAUUGAACCAAAGUUUGGUAUAUGGAAAUUAUUUACGAAUUGUUGAAGGUGAGCUGCCCGUCGAGCUUCCCAAGUUCUCCUGUGCAGAAGUGAAAUGCAACGGCCUCCAGUUUAACAAACGGUGGAUAUGCAGGUUUCUACAACCUCCAGACUUCACAAUACUGUUUCGUGGAACCAUUGGGCCUGUUGAGGCAAAACAAAUUGCACAUCCAGGGGCCCGGUCAGUGCGGCGGCGCUUUAACAGCACGAGCAGGCCCCCUUCGAUGAGAGCUGGGAGGAAGAGGAUGAGAUGUGCUGUGGGGGAUAAGAAGGAGAGAAGGGAGUCAGAGUGGGAACUCUGACUCCCAUCAGCCUGAGCCAGCCACUGGACCCCAGGGCCACUUCUGCACUUAAAAAGGUAGUAAACAAGAGGGUGCCUAAAAUGUUUUGCAAGUGUGUGUUUGUGUAUCUGUGUCUGUAUGUAUGUAUGUCUGUCUAUGUGUCUGUGUGUGAUUGUGUAUAUGUGUGUGUCUGUGCGUGUGUAUUUGUGUGUCUAUGUAUGUGUGUGUCUGUGUUUGUAUGUUUGUCUGCAUUUAUGUAUGUAUGUGUAUUUGUAUGUCUGUGUAUCUGUAUGUCAGUGUGUGCCCUAUGUAUCUGUAUAUGUGUCAGUGUUUGUAUCUGUAGGAGUGUCAUUCUGUGUAUCUAAAUGUGUGCCAUUAUGUGUGUCUGUGUAUCCGCAUGUGUAUGUGUGUAUAUAAGUGUCUGUGUAACAGUGUGUUAGUUUGUGUGUGGGUAUAUUUGCAUGUGUGUUAGUGUGUGCAUCUGUGCGUCUGUAUAUGUAUGUGUGUCUGUGUUUUAGCAUAUGUGUCCGUUUAUGUAUUUGUAUGUGUUAUGUGGUGUGUAUCUGCAUGUAUUUCAGUGUGUGCUUGUUUAUCUGCAUGUGUCAGUGUAUGCACCUGUGUGUCUGUGUAACUGUCACCCCACCACACACACUGUCACCCAUCUUCACCCUGCUACACUAACGAUAAGUCCCCCAAUCCUGUCACUCAUCCAUGCCAUACUCGCCUCCCAUCGCUCUGCCAUAGUCACCCUAUUACACUCACCUUUUCUAGCACUGUCACAUUUACCCCCCCCCCCCCAAUCCUGUCGCACUCAUUCUCCAUCACUCUGCCACACUUCCCUCCUUUCACCCUGCUAUCAAUCUGCCAUACUCUCCCCCCCCAACCAUGCCACAAUCAUCCGGUGGGACGUGAAUCAGACACAUGGGAGGGGGCAAGGGGAGGGAAGCAGGGCAAUUUUUGCAUUGUGGCCCCAUUGUUUCUAGUUUUGCCUCUGGUAUUAUGUAUGGUAUGUAUUCAUUUCCUCUCAUUGGUGAUCUGGGUUGUCUGGUGAUUUUGUUUGUUGUAUUUAUGAAGACUCCAUUAGGGGGUGAUAUUUAGAGUGGCUGCAUUCCACUAUUUCUUUAGUGUGUCCACCAUCCUUCUACUUAAAGGACCACUAUAGGCACCCAGACCACUUCAGCUCAAUGAAGUGGUCUGUGUGCCAGGUCUCCCUAGUGUUAACCCUGCAGCUGUAAAUAUAGCAGUUUCAGAGAAAUAUAGAGAAACUGCUACGUUUACAUUGCAGGGUUAAUCCAGCCUCUAGUGGCUGUCACCCUGACAGCCACUAGAGGCGCUUCCGCGAUUUACAGAGUAAAUCACACUUAUUUGACAUUUCUCAAAAAAAGAUCCCCAAAGGAAAGCAUUGAGUAAUGCUUUCCUAUGGGCGGGUUUGAAUGCGCGCGUGCCUCUGGCCGUGCAUGCGCAUUCAGCUCCACUUGGGAGCUGACGUCGGCGGAAGAGAAGAGGUCAAGUGGCUGAAGGGGUUUUAACCACGUUUGUUUUCCUGGCACUAUAGGAUCCCUUUAAAGGCAGCACUGGUUUCUUUUAGUUUUGUUUUGUAAAAUUUGAGUAAAUAGUUCAUAUAACAAGCUUUUUAUGCAACACUAUACUAUGAGCCCGAGAACAUUGCACAUUGGAAAUGUUUCAUUCGCAAGAGGAUAUAUCAAAAAAUAUAUUGACAUGUGGGAUCAUACAUAUGAUGAAUCUCAGCAUUUGUUUACAUGAAAUUUCUACACUUUUUACUUUUUUUGUACUUUGUUAUAACCUUAAAUAAAGAUUAUUUUUUAAAAAGUAAUUGCCAAAAUUGAUUAAUUUCAGUCUUUAACAGUAGAGACCGUUUACCAUCAUGCAUCUUAUGUGACCUACAAGAAUGCGGUUGUUUUUCUGGCUUUUGACCCUGUAUUCACAACAAUAUACUAAAUCAAUAAAAAGCAACCAGGGUAAUAAUGGCUUCUUGAUUCAAGGAUUAAUCGGACUGGCAUGAAGAAGGAUUUAUUUUCUUAGUUUGUUGCAAAAUUGGAAGUGUUUCACACUGGUUUUUUUUGCCUUCUUUUGGAUCAACAACAAAAACCAAAUGUGAGAAAGGCUGAACUUGAUGGAGGCAUGUCUCUUUUUAGACUAUGUGACUAUGUAACCAUGUGACUAUGUAACCAUGAAGUAACAGGACUGGCUGUAUGAUUGACAGCAGGGGGCUGUUACUUCAGGGUUGUAACAAGGUUGAUUUAUAAAUGUGCCAAAUUCUCUUGAAAUCUGAGCUUUUUAUGAAAUGAAAAAAAUAGGACACACUUCACACAUAAAGCAUUUCAACAAGCAGACGUGAUUUAUGUGUUUGGAGUGCCUUUAUUGUUAAAUUUUUCAAUACACUUGAAAUGAAACACCCUAAACUUUGUUGAAAGUAACUAAAGUGUAACUGAAUAAGGCAAAUAUAUACAUUUUUAAAAUAUAUAUAUUUUUUUAUAUAUGGUUAGAAAUCCAGUUUCAUGGCAAGAUAUUUGGUCUUUGCCUACUAGUGAAAAAGCUGAAAAGUACAUUUCCUCUACUAUCUUGUAAGUUGGACUUGUAGAUGCUUCCCCAAAAAGUGAGAACGUGCAGGUCCAGAGUGCUGAACGUGGCCAUGCAUGCAUCUCACCAACAUGCUGUGCAUAUUAGAUCCAGGAAGUGCAAUUCAUGUUUUCUGAUUGUAAGGGCUUGUAGGUGGAGCUGUGAGCUCUCCUUUAAAGCCUUAUUUUUUCAGUUUGAGAAAUUCGUUAACUGAAAGGCUGCAGGGGUACCACUUAAAUAAACUAGGCCUAAAACUGUAUCUGUCUACAAAACUUAGUGAUGGCAAAUCCACUACGUUCCCACAUUUGGAGGCUACAGCGAGGCUGCAAUGAAAGAUUUUCCAUAAGGAACAAGCAAACAAAUCUUAUAGUGUCAUAUAUUCUCUUGGGGGUCCACGAAAACGGAAAACCCGAUUAAUGCAAAAUAUAACAAUAUAACUAAACGUUGCACUUGACCAUUUGGUUAGAUUAUUAAUGGAAUUGCAUUAUUGUGAUACAUGUUUUUGACAAACAGACACAAACAUAAAAAUGCACAUAAAUGUAAACUUUUGUUUUCUUAUCAUUUAUUGUUGUUUCAAAAUAAAUGUUAACAAUAUUUUUUGAUUGUGUUAGAAUUUUACAUCUUGUUUUAUUAAAUUCUCCUCAAUUUUCUUGCAGCGUUUGCCAUUGCAGUCCGGGUUACAACCUAUUAUUGAGUGCCAGGUUGGGAUUGGACUGGAUAUCUUGGCCAAAAUUGAUGUCAUCCUUUGGGAGCAGAAAUGUAAAACGAACGUCAAUACCACGUACGAUAUUUUUAGACUUAAAAUGUUAAGAGAACAAACCUAUAUAUCAUUUCCAUAUUGAAGGACUGAAUUUAAAGGGACACUAUAGUCACCCUGACCACUUCAUCUCAAUGAAGUGGUCUGGGUGCCAGGUCCCUCUAGGGUUAACCCUGCCUGCUGUAAACAUAGCAGCUUCAGAAAAAAUGCUAUGUUUACAUUUGGGGUUAAGCCAACUUCUAGUGGCUGUCUUCCAUUUAAUGCCUCCAUUACGCAGAGCGUCCUUAGGAAUGCAUUGAAAAAUGCUUUCCUAUGGACACUUUGAAUGCGCGCACAGCACUGCCGCGCAUGCGAAUUCCGCUCCGCUGACGUCAGACGGGGGAGCUGACGUUGGCAGGGGAGGAGAGGUAAGGGAGCCCAGCGGUGGAAAAAGGUGAGUAACUGAAGGGGUUUUAACCCCUUCAGCGCCAGGGGAGGGGGACCCCAAGGGUGGGGACACCCUCAGGGUACUAUAGUGUCAGGAAAACCGAUCUAUAGUGAUCCUUUAAAUGAAUCUGAGAAUAUUAUACUUAUGGGGGACAUAGGUAUAUUUCUAAAAACACACAUUCCAUUAUUUCUCAGAUUAUUUAGGUAACAAUUUCACUUUUCACACUCACAUAUCUGGUCUGACAUUUAGCGGUAGCUAAAAGCCUAUAGUCUGUUAGCAAUUCUUUAUACAGUGUGUGAAGUUAGAGAAAGAUGUAUUAAUUUCUUUGUCCAGAUCUUAUAAUUUUCAUUAUAUUUUACAGUUAAAGGCAUAUAUUAUAAGGAGUCCUCUCCUUCUAAUGCGGUUUUUUUGUUGCUCAGAUCACAUAGUACUGUCAGUGGCUGAGCUGUGUGCGCAUACCUUUUUGAUAAGGAAGUCUUUUUCUUGAGUGAAGGGGCGUGGCUAAAGAGGCUUAUUAUGUAGUUUUCUUUAAAAGCUCUAUUUAUUUUAUGCAAAAACUAAAGAGAUUUUAGAUUGAAAACCAGAGUAGCCGAACUGCAAGCUGAGCUGACUUAGAGAAUCUUUCUAGUUUGGCUAACAAUUAAAACUCACCUUAAAGUCGCCUUAAAUUCUCACUUUAGUCAGGGGCGUACCUAGAGCAUUUGGCACCCUGGGCGGGUCCUAUUUUUUUUUUUUUUCUUAAACAACCAAAAUUUGUUUUAAUGUAUUUAGCACUGAGCAGUGUUUGUGUGUGAAUGUAUGCAUGUUUUUGUAUGGAGUAUAUGUGAGUGAAUGUAGUGGUGUGUUUGUAUGUAGUGUUGGUUUUUGAAUGCAAGCAUGCAUUUGUGUGUUGUGUGGUAUUGGAAUGCAGUGAUGUGGUUAUAUAUAAUGGUGAGGUUUGUAUGUAGUGUUGACGUUGAAAUGCAUGAGUGUAUUUGUGUGUAGUGUUGGCGAGAUUUUGAGAUGUCUGCACAUAUACACAUACACAUACACGGACAUACACCCAUGCAGAUACAUAUACACACACGCAGAAACACUGUGCUCUGCAUGCUGGCAUCUGACAACAUAUCUGCAUAUAAUUCACAUUAGCCACCCAGAUUUUUUGUUGUGGGCUGGCUGACACCUGUUAACUUCGAUCUUUGUUUAGCAGAUAACUCCCCUAUUUGCUAUCCUUAUGUGGGCUUGCAAUAUUUAAGGACACCAAAUAAGGGAACUAUCUGCUAAACAGCACCCUCAUUUGGUAUCUUUAAAUAUGGAAAUCUCGCAGACGGGCACCAAUUCAGGGAAUUACCUACUAAACAGCUAAAGGAUCAAAAUUAAAAAAGCCCUUUUCUUAUUUUCAGUUGUUUAGUAGAUAAAUCCCUUAUUUAUCCUUAUAUUAGAUUGCAAUAUUUAAGGACACCAAAUAAGGGAGCUAUCUACUAAACACAUACACAGAGAUCCACACAUUCACAAACAUAAUCACAUACACACACAAACAAUCACAGACCCACACACAUACAAUCACAGACACACAAUCAUAUACACACACAAACAUUACAUACAUACACACAUUUAAUAAAUAAGAGGUCCACCCAGCCUCCCUACCUUGCUCUAGAAGGGCUGGAGUGGAUCAUCAGUCCGUGGUGGUCAGUGGUUGCUGCUGGGAUCUCUGUGCUCUUCCUGCAUAGGUCCCUCGCACGCCCUGUAAUGACGCCGAGGCCGUGAUGACACCAUAUCCCGGGUGCCGUCUCACUUCAGGGCGAAGACUGUCAGACAGUCAGAUGCACACAGUCUCACACACAGUCACAGGCAGACAGUCACACAUACACACACACAGUCACAGACAGUCACACAUACACACACACAAUCACAGGCAGAUAGUCACAUAGGCAAACAGUCACACAUACACACACACAGUCACAGACAGUCACACACACACAGGCAGACAGUCACAGGCAGACGGUCUCACACACACACACAGGCAGACAGUCAGUCGCACAAACAGUUACAGACAGUCACCAAAUAAGGGAGCUAUCUACUAAAUACAUACACAUAGAUACACACAAUCACUCACAUAAUCACAUAUAUACACAAACACAAUCACAGGCAGAAAGUUACACACACAAUUACAGGCAGACAGUCACACACACACAGUCACAAACAGACAGUCACAGGCAGACAGUCACAGGCAGAUGGUCUCACACACACACACAGGCAGACAGUCGCACAAACAGUCACAGACAGUCACCAAAUAAGGGAGCUAUCUACUAAAUACAUACACAGAGAUACACACAAUCACUCACAUAAUCACAGAUAUACACAAACACAAUCACAGGCAGACAGUUACACACACAAUUACAGGCAGACAGUCACACACACACACAGUCACAAACAGAGUCACACACACAGUCACAGACAGUCACACACACAGUCACACAGACAAUCACAGGCAGACAGUUACACACACAAUUACAGGCAGACAGUCACACACACACACAGUCACAAACAGACAGUCACACACACAGUCACAGACAGUCACACACACAGUCACACAGACAAUCACAGGCAGACAGUCACACAGUCACAGAUAGUUACACACACACACACAGUCACAGUUACACACAGCACACACCCUCUCUCUCUUACAGUAGGCUUGGGCUGGAGGAGGAGGGGAUUCAGUCCCUCUUGUGCUGUAGUUGCAGGGACUCCUUCCUGCUUCCCCCCUGUGUGAUCAGAAAGAGGCUGCAUUUAGCCCCGCCCCCACAUACAGAUUGGCUCUGCCCCACAGCCAUUCUAGCUCCGCCCCCAACUCUCCAUGCAGUCAGCUGAGCCAGAUUACCUGCUCCUGCUCCCAGCCCCUGCGUGUGAGCGUGUGUCAGGCUGCCCCGCCCCUGCUGCUAUGGAGCCCGGUGCAGCCACACAGCUCACUCACUCUCAAGCCUGGUCAGCCCUGAUGGCACCUGACUGCCUGAUGGCACCCGGGGCAGACUUUAGUGAAUAAACGUAAGAAAGUAUUAGAGUAUUUUUGGGUGUUAUUCUCUCAAUCACAAAGAGGGAUGCAAACCCCCUCUGUGUCAUAGUGUUUGCCAAUUACUCUUACCCAACACUAAAUCACCCAACACACCACCCAAUGCCCCCAUUGAACCCACAACGUGAACCUUCAUCCCCAACAAAAAUAAUCCAAUGGGUCAGAUUGAACAAAGUACAAACAGCUAUCAUGGCUAAACAGCACUGAAGGGUUUAAUAUAAAUGUGAAAGAUUUUUCUAGACUAACAAAUAUCAAUAAAAAAGAGAAAAUGAACAGCUCAGACACAAUAUACCAAUACACUAAAAUCCUGCGAUCAGAAACAGACAGGAAUGGUUUAAAUCUUAAGGGAUUUAUCUUUAAAAAUGGUUAAUUUUAAUAUAAAACGGGAGGAAUUCUUCAAAGAAUAUACCGAACAGUAGAAUUGUACUGUCAAACUGAACACAGUGAUGGGAACUGAAAGGGUUAUUUAUUUAUUAAAUCUCCUAAUACAUUCAUGGUAAAUGCUUUCAGACCAAAUCCCUCUACAUCUCUCGCCUUAGCUCGGAGUGGGGAGAGAGGGAAGCGGAAUUGUCUUUGUCAUACGUGAUAAAGCGAUUGCUUUGACUGAUAUUUACUGUGAUCGCGUACAUUUACCGCCACCGGUAAAUCAGGAAGUAUUACUUUACUGAGAGGGUAGUGGAUGCAUGGAAUAGCCUUCCAGCUGAAGUGGUAGAGGUUAACACAGUAAAGGAGUUUAAGCAUGCGUGGGAUAGACAUAAGGCUAUCCUAACUAUAAGAUAAGACUAGGGACUAAUGAAAGUAUUUAGAAAAUUGGGCAGACUAGAUGGGCCGAAUGGUUCUUAUCUGCCGUCACAUUCUAUGUUUCUAUGUUUCUAUAUUUACCGCCACCGAUCGGAUACUGGGGGCUGCCUCAACUGCAAAGCACAACUUAAUUAAAUGCAGGGCGUUCGAUGACAACCAAGGGACUUUAACGCACACCAUUCUAGGAUUCUAAGCUUUGAACAUCGUAGGCAGCUCAAGGGUUAAUCUACUGGGGAAAGAAACCUGUUACACUGACUUACAAAUCAACCUAAAACAGAAAGUAGAGAAUUAUUUUAUCCUCCACAAGAGGGAGCUCUUGGUGCAUUUUGCUGCUGGACUCAGAGAUGCUGAGCUGUCAGUUUUAACAUAACCUUGAUUAUUGCUCUUGUAUACUGUUAACAGUACACAUUAGGGGCAAAGUGGGUGAGAGGGGAGUAGAGGGGCCAUGUCCCCCCUACAUUAUGCAGUGCCCACCCUUGUGCCCCCCCCCCCCUUUGAAAUUGAAGCAGCACUGGGUCUCCUUUCACAAGCAGCAGCAGUGCACAGAGGCGGGUGGAAUUCCCACGUGCUGGGAGGAACUUAUUGCUGGGUCACAUAGAGGAGCGCAGGGGAGACACCGGUAGAGAAAUCCCAGUUCUACCUGGGGGAAUUAGGCACCCAGGUAGCUGCUGGUAAGUGGGAGUCAGUGUGUGUGUGUGUGUGUGUGUGUGUGUGUGUGUGUGUGUGUGGGGGUGGGGCGGGAGGGGGUCAGUCUGUGUGUGAUGGGUCAAUCUGUGAAUGUGUGUGUGUGUGUAUAUAUAUAUAUAUAUAUAUAUAUAUAUAUAUACAUACACAUAUACACACACACACAUACACACACAUAUAGUCAAUACAACGCUAAACAAAAAUCUGCACACCAGUCAAGCCAUAAGACUUGCUUUUUGUCAGGUCUCUGCGGGCGGCGGUUUGCCGCGACUUCAAUUGUACCCUCAGCGCAAGCGCGCCGCUCAAGGUACCUCCACACUUCUGCUUUCCGCAAGUGGCGGCUUACAGUGGCCAUGCGCCGCUCGCGGAUAUGACAGCUCCCCCCCAGUGGCCUUCGGGACGCUGCACGCAAGCGUGCAGCAUGUUUAAAUAGGCGUCCAGGUCAGGCACCUAUUUAAUAAAACUUAAUGAUUUUUUUAAUUGAUGCCUAUUGAUCGAUUUAUUAAUUUUGAAAGUUGCACUUUUUUUGUCUAGCAGAGCAGCCAUGUUAGGUCAGACUCUACUUAGCUGCAAAUAAAUCCAUAUACAUCAUAAAAAUAAAACAUUAAAUAAACGUAAAAAAAAAAAGGGAAUUCGAAAAAUCCUCUAAAUGUAUUUCACAUUCACUGACCUUUACAUUCUGACGUUUAAUUACCAGAUUGCAUUCUGCUAAUCAAGGUCAUUUAGACAAAAAACUGUCAAUGUGCUUAAAGAAAUAUCACAUGCCUAACUGAGACUGUAUUCUCUGGGAAUGUUGGCUAACCUCUGGGAUACCACAGAUACCCUGCACUCUUACAACUGAUUCAUUUGUAAAAGUGAAUGUGCUUAAAGAAAUAUCACAUGCUUUAAUGAGACUGUAUUUUAUGGGAAUGUUGGCUAACCUCUGCAAUACCAGCUGCUGUAUACUCCAAGUCACUGUAUACUCAGCUAGCCAUUAGGAUUAUAGGCCAUAACAUCUGGAGAACUGAUUGAUGUGGUACUGCCCUCUUACAUGUAAUGUAAACGAUAAAAAACAAAAUAUUGAGAUUUUAUAUACUGUAUCAUUGACUGCUCCCAGGAUGAUGGUAUGGGCCAGCUGCUUAGUUUUUUAACCCCUUAAGGACCAAACUUCUGGAAUAAAAGGGAAUCAUGACAUGUCACACAUGUCAUGUGUCCUUAAGGGGUUAAAGGUGUUCUACCACAUCAGGGUGUAACAAGUCUUUAUACAUCUUAGGGUCAUUCACUAAAGCGAAUUUCAAUAUUUAGUCCAAAAUAGACGAAUCAGAAACAUUCUGUAAGUCAAUUGUGCCUUUAGUUUGGCUUUUUGGCCUUAAAGCGGCACAGUCACCAUUUGAAGACUUUGCUUUUUGGCCUUAAAGCGGCACAGUCACCAUUUGAAGACAUUGCAUAAUUUGCUAAGUUAAUUGGGUACGGUUGCUGGGGGCAGGGGGCAGGGGACAAGAAAAGGUGAGUUUUGCUUACCUGAAUCUGUCCCUCACUGGCGAUACCAUCUUUUUCCUCUUCUGCUCCUGGCGCUUCAGGAGCCAACUUCACUGCUGUACUCUCUCGCAUCGAUGAGAGUACAACAUUAAGGUCUAUGGAGGAUCACUGAAAAUCACGGAUGCGGCCUCUAGUGGUUGUCAGGGAGACCACCACUAGAGGCUGGAUUAACCCUGCAAUGUAAACAUAGCCGUUUCUCUGAAACUGCUAUGUUUACAGCAGGCAGGGUUAAAACUAGGGUUUACCUGGCACCUUAGAUCACUUCAUUGAGCUGAAGUGGUCUGGGUGCCUAUAGUGGUCCUUUAAGUGAAAUUCCAACACAGCCGAUAUGAUUAUAUCACUUUGAACUACCAAUGUUUCACAAUAAAGUGUCCAUCAGUGUCGUAUUAGUGUCCUACCAAAGAAAACUAAACCUUUCAUUCAACUAAGAUUAAAAUAUUCAGUUUGUUAAAAUUGUCCAGUAAAUAUGAAUCAGUGUAGAGUAGACAUUACUGAUUUUGUGAAAGGAGGGUUAAUGUAUGGGUUGUCUAUAAAAUGUUAUCACUACACAAUGAAGUAAUCUCGAACAUGCAAAUUAAUACACAUAUAUUUAUAUUACCUAUAUACACAUUGUACUAACCAAAUGAUUCUAUGGGGAUAUUUAUCAAAUUGCAUCGUUAUUGUGAUUGCUUUUUAGAAGAUGCCUCAUUGUGUUAUUAAAAGGGACACUCUGAGCAACAUAACCUCUAGAGCUUUUUAUAUUGAUUAUGUUCCAUUGAGUAUCCUGGGGCCAUAAAACAGUCUAAUAUCAAUCCAUUUAUUUCGACUUAAACUGGACAAUAUGCAAUUAAUUUGCUAUUCCCCAUUGUCAAUGUAAGUUUUGUUCAACUUGAGAGUGGUCGGUUAUAUCUCCAGGCUCUGUAAAUUGCACCCAAGGGUGCCUAAUAGGCUAGAUUGGAGGUCCUAUUGCGCCCAAGGGUGCCUAAUAGGCAAUAGGACCUCCAUUCUAGCCUAUUAGGCACCCUUGGGCACACUAUACAGAGCCUGGCACAGCUCUGUAAUCUGUGAGUGUACUUCCAUACUUGAUAUUUAACUAUUGGUCAUCACAGUAUACACUAUGUGCUGCUUUUUUCUCUUUUAUUUUAGGAUAUAUAUAUAUAUAUAUAUAUAUAUAGAAGACAACAAGUAGAAAGGCUGCUCUCCGGAUUUAAAACAAAAAAUUUAUUUAAACAUAUUUAAAAACCACGACCAACGUUUCGGUACCCGCUCGGGACCUUCCUCAGGGUCAAAAAAUAGAACAACAGAACUGUUCUGUUGUUCUGUUUUUUGACCCUGAGGAAGGUCCCGAGCGGGGACCGAAACGUUGGUCGUGGUUUUUAAAUAUGUUUAAAUAAAUUUUUUGUUUUAAAUCCGGAGAGCAGCCUUUCUACUUGUUGUCUUCUACAUGCUUUGGAGCUCUGGUGGUGCGCCCGGUAUUGGACCAUGUUGCAAGCGUGAGUGCAGGGGACAUUUUGAUUUUUCUAUAUAUAUAUAUAUAUAUAUAUGGAACAUAAACUAUAUAUGUCCACAUAUGCAUAAGUAUUUUUUCCUUAUUCAUAGCACUGUAGCCCUUUCUGCACGGGAGGGGGUGUGUAUACUUAGUGUGUGUUCUUAUCUAAGUAUUUCUAGUAACCCAAUACAACGUUUAGAUACAAACCUGAUAAUAUAGAUGUCCAGCCAAGUAAUUUGUUCUUAACAUUGUGUAUACCUUUGUUCCAUUUUCCCAGGGCUGGGCUUGUUUUGGAGUUUAACACAGGACUAGACACCUCAUUCUUUAAAACAGACUUGAAGUCACAUGUUGAAGCAGAAACCACAGUAAGCUUGGAUUCCAUGAUGGCAUUGGUAGACUCUCCAAUGAACCUCUGCCUCGAGUUAUCUCAUGGAGACCUUCCAUAUAGGUAAAUAAUGCAUUUAAAGUUUCAAAUGUUUUUGCAUUUGCCCCAAAACCAACUAAAACUCAGCUCCGGUAACUCGCCACGAACCCCCUAAAUGCUAUAAUUGAAUUAACAUGGGCUCUGGAGUAUAGCUGGAUCUUGUUUACCUGAGUAAAUACUUUGAAGAAAUAAUGAAGAAAUAUGAACACUGUAUCCCUCUUCUAACACUGUCACUAAGUUUAGUGGGACCAGAGCAGAGGACGAGGCUCUGCAUGCUCCUCGGCUUGGUUGGUAAUUAAUGUUGCCAGCAGUGUGCAGUUAUUGGAGAUAGUGGAGAUGUGAUGUUCAGUUACCACUCACAGUAUUCCCUUAGAGCUCCCUGACAGACCAGGCAAAGAAAUCUUAAGAUCUUCUCUUCUGUGGUCCUACUUAGUCAUACUACAAUAUUGGUAGGUUUGAGUAGGGGGUAAAGGGGCUCUCAAGGGUAAGGAGCUUUUAAGAGACAGACAAGGGGUAAGCGUGGAUUAUGGGGUUAGAGGAGACAGCAUAGUUACACAAUGGGUUGAGGGGAUGCAAAAAUACACAAUGAAGUGUCUGCCUCUGGAAUGACACAAAACAUUUUACAUUCUAGUGGUGAAGGCCAAAAUAAUACUACUUCAGAAACCAAAUAACCUAAUGAAGGCAGUAAGAUGGUUAAGCUUGUUUAAAGUUUGUUAGGUACACAGAUAUGUGCGGCAAAACAUUUAACCGGGGUCUUUCUUCCUGGCCAUUGUAAGAUAAGUCUCGGUCUAUAAGGAGUGAAGUGCGGGGUUGUACCUGUUAGUACAAUAUACCAGAGCUGAUUUGAAGCUAUGACAAAUUUAAGUGUAUCUAGCUAUCUUCAAUUAUACACUAUUUCAUUAAACUGCACCAUUGGAUUUUUCUCUGCCAUUUGUUUCUCAUCUCCUUUGAUACUGAGAGGCACAUCUUCCAUUCUUCUAUCAAAAUACCAAAUAAUCUCAGUUCGUCUCUAAGUGGGACAUGAGUGGUGCUUGUCCACUAGCUUUAUUUUUAUACCUUACACUGCCAUGUGGUGUAAGAGUACCAGAAAGAUCAUAUUCUUAGUUCCCUCCUAGUUAAUAGAUAGGAAACAAGAUGUUAAUGGCACACUUCGAUAUUUUGAAAAAGAGAAUUACUACAUCAACCUAUCAAGUCUGUUUUCACAGAUUUUAUUGCUUCUAAAAUUGUAGCAGAAUGUAUGCUCUUUAUAUACUUUUAUGCCCUGUUGUUCUGCCAUCACCCCCAUUCGUUUACCGAAACCCCAUCUGUGUGGCCCCCUUGGUUGCACCUUCUAACAACUGACCACCCCUGCCUGUUAACCAAAAAUUGCUCGUUAAGGAAUGUGUUUUCCCUGUGUGAAUGCCAUUCAUACAACCGAACACACGUGUGCAAACAAAUGGCGGCCAUUUUGUCUCCCGAACGUGGGCAGCGGUACAUGGUCAUCGGCGGAACUAUUUUCGGCUACACGACCCUGUGAACACCCAGUAAACUGGUACUGCUGCCCAUCCAACUUACCGAACAGUUAUGAGAACAGCGUUCGGGAGGCAUAAACUACCGAACAGGGGGAACAUUCGUACACUAACCGCCAGGGGGACCAUUCAUCGGUGUUAGUGCGAGAACCCCCGAAAGAUGACCGGUCGUUACCUUGUUUUCUCUGGAACUGUUUUGUGGCAUCACCUCGUGGCCGCCCGGUCAAAACUUAAAUCGAAUGGCGUCCCCAAACCACCGAAGGGAUCUGAGUAUUAUUUGGGCAAAGAGUGCACUCAGAUCCAAGCUAUUCGGUGAUGUGACUUUUGUGGGGUUCUGAAAUAUUAAUAUGUAUUUUUGUUUUGUUUUUAAUUAUUGUAGAUUUUUCUGUACCUGAGAGAUAAUUGAGUUAUAGAUUCUUUCACACAAUUAUAUCUCAGGCACAUAGGAUCCUGGGAGGAAAAGCCCUGUAUUUUUGUGUGAGAGCCCCCAUGUACAGGUCAGUGCAUAAAAACCAUGAGUGGCCAAAAUAAAAUCUGUUGACUCCCAGAACUGUGUGUCGUUCAGUUACUGGGGGCAAAGUGUCUUGGAAUAUUUUACUGCUUAUUUCAACUACGAGGACUAAACAGCGGAGAUACCUAUGCUAGGUAUUGGAGCUCCGCUACAAUUAAUAUUAUAAAAGUAUAAAUAAGGGGGCAAAGCUAACCAGCCCUAUGAGCAUACACAUUGCUGCCGAGCUCAGGAUACUUACUCAAAUUUAUCAGGGAGCAGUGUGGGUAAGAGUUCCCAUGAGUCCCAGCCUCCUGCUAGCAAUGAUAGCAGAUAUAUUGACCUACUUGCUCAGCAGAAUAGGACUCAAAUACUGGAUCUGAUGGUUGAAUCUCAUUAGGACUUCAUGUCAGCCUCUAAUGAUGAAGAGCUGGAUAUACAGGAGGCCCUAUCUUGCCCCAGGAGCAGCCAGAUCUCAGAAACAAACCAAUCUAAUUUGGCCACCAACAGUGACAUUUCAACCUUAAUGGCUGAACUUUCAGCAGGCUCCACUGCAGCUCAACUACAAGAAUUAAGAAAAACUUGUACUUUUUUUGACUACAAAGAUGGAAUAAGGUGCAAGGAUCAAGUGAGAUACCAUAAUCUGAAGGUACAUGGCAUACCUUAAUCUGUUGAUUUGGGAUAAUUUCCCCAGUUUGUUCACUGCUUGUUUUCAACCACUUUGUUCCAUUAACAGGCUGAGGGUCUCACACUUGAUGGCAUGUAUCACCUUUCCAGACCUUCUAAUAGCCAAACAUCAAUGCCUCAAUAUGUUAACAUGUGUUCUAAGACAUGUAGUGAUAAAGAAACCUUAUUAAAUGCAGUUAAAGGCCACACGUAUUGUUUUUGAGCAACACUCACUCUUCUUUUUUCAUGACCUCUGUCGCUGUACAUGGCAGUGCGUACAUCUCUAAAGAUGGCGGCAAAACAGUUCUGAGAUGGGGGGUUGGGGAAACCCCCAGGGCCCUGUUAGUUGAUAUUGGUGGCUGAAUACUAGUGUCAGAAAUUAGUUCUUUUUGCAAGCCUUUUGCCUCACUGUUCCUGGGAUACUGACAACAUUGCUGUCUUUACUCUGACUAGAUCAAUUGCCCCAAGAUGAGGACAAUCUAAAGAAUCUUUGUCAUGACAGUUUAUUUUGUUUCGUUGUUUUUUUAUUCUUUUUCAUGGAACUCCACAGAUUUUUGGACGUUAUCUAAGAAAUAUUGCUAUAGACAGUUAGGAUUCCUAGAUUUCAGUUGUGUUUGAGCACCCCCUUUCCAUCUCGGGGUAACAUGUUUUUGUUGUUAAGUUAUAUUGUAGUAUCAUAUUGUGUGACUCACCUGCAAAACCAAUAACAAAAAAAAAAAUGAUAAACAGUAUUAUAAAGUUACAGAGCGCAUAAUCUCUUACUUAUACCAAUACCAUACAAUAAGAGCAAAGGUUGAAUAAAUAGAAGUGCAUCAUUUUAACUGUUCUUUAUUCUUGAUCAGCACUCGAUGUAUAGAAAGUGCUGUUUUGUUGUACUCCCAUGCCCAAGCUGUGCAUCAUUGGUCCCAAAUAAGUCUUAUACUUCAAUUUUGUUUUACAAAAUAAUUGGGCAGUGAAGUGGUUAAACAGCGAUAUCCAUGGAUUUUUAAAGAAGUGAGGCUAGCAGUUUGUUAUUAAAGGACCAUUACACAGAUAAGAUAAACCCCAAUAUCAACUAACACUGUUUCUUUAAGGCUUACAGCCCCGUUAAGAUAAUUAUUCUAACAUAACAAUAAUACUUUAUGAUAUUAAAUCAUUGAAUCGCAAGCACAAAGAAAAUCACGUUUUAUCUCUUGCAUUAUUGAAGACUCCCCCAUGUUCCUAUGCUGUAAUAGCCUCCCUGUGUUAUAUUCCCUCAGACACAAUAUGACCCAUGCCCCUAUUUGAUUACUGAUAACGUGCAAAUGGAAACUGCUAAGGUUUACCAAUACAGCCUGCUUUAUCUCACGCCACAAGAGAAAGCUUUUAAAUGAAAUGACAACAGGCACAGUACUGUAGCUCUAUUAAAAGGAACAAAGAUAUAUAUAUUAUUAUUAUUAUUAUUAUUAUUUAUAUAGCCCCAGCUAAUUACACAGCGCUUUACAAUGGGUGGACUAACAGACACGUAAUUAUAACCAGACAAGUUGGACACACAGGAACAGAGGGGUUGAGGGCCCUGCUCAAUGCGCUUUCAUGCUAGAGGGAGUGGGGUAUAGUGACACAAAGGGUAAAGCUAGGGUAGAAAUGUAGGUUGCACUUGCUAGGAUAGUAUUCAUUGAGGGCUUAGUGUUUUGUUUUGAUGACAGUUGCAGGAGAGGAGUCAGGGUGCGGGGAGAGAAAGCUGUUAACAGUUUAAUUGAUAUGUUUUCCAGAAAAUUGAGUCUUCAAUUAGUUUUUGAAGGAGUGGAGACUGGGUGAAAGUCUAAUAGAGAGGGGAAGAGAUAUAUUGUUUUAUAAUUUAAAAUAAUUGAUGACAUAUAUCAUAGUCUAAGUGCAUUGUAUUGUAAUGCUCACAAAAAUAGAUACAUAUUUUCAGUGCACGAUCCGGCUUACACUUUUUCCAUGCGAUGUGCCAUCUUUGUGCGUCAUUUGUUUUUGAGAAAGAGUGCAGAUUCAUACAAAAGGCCUCAAAACAAUACAUUGUGUAAAUUUUCAUUAGUAAAUCUUUAAGCUAUUGUUUCAUCUGUGAAUAUAUAAUAUAUUAGAAGAUUGUUUAUUUUAUCAAUAUACAAUAAUGAAAGUAUAAUAUAGCAUGUCAUCUUAAAGGUACUCCAAUGUCUAUGACCACUUUUUAUUUUUGAAGUGGUCAUUGUGAUAGAAGUCUGGAUGUGCAGUUAUUUGUACUUGUGUGCUAGGGGCUAGUUGCAACUCUGUUCCAGACUGCCGUUUGUCAAUUAAGUGCAUAUUUUAAGUUGGUCGUCAGCGUGCACUCACGCCGGUGACAGAAGUAAUUUGAUUCUUGUGUCUCCCCUUCCUCCUUACUACCUCCCUAUACCCUUUGUUUAGUUUUUAGUUUUUUUUCAAGGCUCCCUCCAUACUGUCUCUUUUCCUUUAUGAAUUAACCUGGUUUCAAGCAGACAGCAUGUAAUAUUACUCAAGAGGCAGCAAUUGCCUAGAGCACCCGACUUACAAAGACUUCUAAUUGAGCUGCAUUGGGAAGGCUGUGAUUGGACGGACACAGAAAGUCUGGGCGGGGUUAGAAGGGGAGGGCUUCUAGACAAGAGAACGGCAGGUUUUGCAAACUGAUUUUAGAUAUAUUCCCAAUGAAAAAAUUGAUAAUUAAAUGCAUGCAAGUUUCAUGUCUACUAAAUAGUGAUUUUUAUUUAUAUUGUAUUUGGGCAUGGUAGUGUCCCUUUAAAAACAAUACCACUAAAAUUACAACUUAAACAUAAAUUAACAAACUCAAACACAAAAGACCAAAACAUAUUACACUUAAACAUGAUUACUAUGUACGAAAAUAUAUUAAAUAUAUAGAUAGAAUGUAUGGAAACAUAGCAAAUACAGAGUUUUGAUUGGUAGCACAUGAAAAGUGCUGCCCUGUAUGAAUAUAUUAGCUGGAAUUUUGCAGCAUAUGAAUUCUAUGCUAUUCUAGAUUGAUUGCCGAUCAAUCUGAAGAAGUGAUGUGUGUCCUGGAAAACAUGACUAUGGCAACACUGCUUACAUAUAAUUUGACAUACAGUAGUUCAAUCCUGUAAUGAUUCAGAUGGGUCGGGGCUGUUCUGGUAGUGUGCCUGUAAUACCUUUUCUGGCCAUGCAUAAAUUAGAACGUUGGUGCUCUAACUAAAUCAGUGUCAGGUUUCACUUGUUUGGCAUUGUCCAUCAAGUCUCUAUAAAUACAAAAUGCUGCCUCUCCCGUAUGACUGAGUGUUGAGUUUGUACGGUUACCCUGCUGGGUGGGCUCCCUGCUUACUGUACUCCAGUCUGAACUCCUGGUUCCUAACUUGGCCUUGUUUUAUUGGAUUUAAUGACACGCUUGCACUGCAUUUGCCUUGGCCUUAAUAAAACAGUACUUCUUGAACCCAAUACACUUGUUGCGUCCAAUAUAUUGGGGGAAUUUCUAUAUGGAGUGGAAGAGCUAUAACCCAACUAAACACAUCUGGAACUAGGACGAGAGGAGUAAGGAAGGAAUGGCGACAUUAGCCUAGCAACCUUUGACAACCAGUUGUCCUUCCAUUUGGUAGGUACUAACCACUGUGUAUCACCAACACCCCAAAAGACUUGCUCUGACCAGGUCGCUUAUCCAUCACUAUUUGGCCCAUGUCAAAGUCACUCAGAUCUUUUUGCUUGCACAUUCUUCCUGCUUCCAACACAUUAAAUUCAAGAACUGUUUACUUGCUGCCUAAUAUAUCCCACACCAUGAUAUGUACCAUUUUAAUGAUAUAAUCAAUGUUAUUCGCUUCACCAUUCAGUGGAUUUGAUUUUGUAGAUCGGUGUAGAAUCUGCAUGUGGGUGACAGCCAGUACUCCUUUUAGAAGCCCAGUCAAUUCAAAGAGUCAACAUGAUUAUAGUGCCUACAUGGUCCAUUUAAACCAGUACAUAUUUGGGUCAUUUUAGAGGUUAGACUUGAAAAGGAUCAUUGAACAAAGUAAACAAGAAUACCCAUGUAUGCUUAGCAUGUAAAAGUUGGCCUCAAGCUGAGAACAUUUGGUUAUGUUGGCUUGCCCUUUAAUACCCUAUUAGUAUGACACAUGCAUUUUUUUGUUACAAUUACUUGUAUGAAUAGUGUAUCUCACUGUAUUGCACUGCAGUACUUUUUAAUUAAUCUCUCUUAUUUUAUUCUCCAGAGAAACAUACAUCCUUUCUGAAUACUUUCCAGAGAAGAAUAUCACACAUACCAUACAGAAGGGAAGGAAAUCAAUGGUGUGGGGGAGAGACUUCCCAUUGAGCAGUGCAAACUCACAGAUGUGUACGAGAGUAAAAUAUGAAGAAGAUCAAUAUAACUCAUAG